GAAUAUUGACGAACAAUGGACAGUCAGCUGAUGAGCAGUUUGGCUCGUUUUGGUUCGUGGCUGGAGAUCGUUGUCUUUUCAAACAACCAGACGUGUUAAACAGUCGUCAAAAUUCGAUUCUGUUGGCAUUGGCAUUGACACGAUGGCUGAAUACACUGUGAUUACGUCGGAUUUCGUUAAUUUGACGAUUUCAAACUCCGGACAGCAAUCGUGCUGCGUCGAGAGGAGGUUUCAGAAGGGAAUUACCAUAGGCGAUUUUAAGGGAAAGUUGGAGCUUCUGACAGGUGGCAAUCGAGCCACGAUGACUCUGGAGGUCUUCGACAAGAAUAAUCAGUUGGUUUGCAGUCUCGAUGAUGGAACUCGCCUCCUGGGAUCUUAUCCCAUUGAUGAUGGCAUGAGAGUCCAUGUUACUGACACAUUCAUUCGUCCAGAAGAAGACCUCUCGAAGGUGGAGAAAUUCGAGAUAUCCGAGGAGGAAUAUUCGAAACGUCCAGAUACUGUCAAGGCAUUCCUUGCGAAGAAUAAACUGGGAAAGUACAAUGAAGAAGAGCUGAAAAAGAGGGAGGAGGAGAAGAAACUUGAGGAGGCUGCGGAGGAGGCACUGGCUCAGACCCUCAAUGUGGGUGAUAGGUGCGAAGUUUCUGUGCCUUCAUUUCCGAAACGACGAGCAACUAUUAUGUAUGUCGGUAAAACUGAUUUCAAAGAGGGCUGGUGGGUAGGAGUCAAAUACGACGAGCCACUGGGAAAAAAUGAUGGAUCCGUGAGUGGAAAAAGAUACUUCGAGUGCCCUCCCAAGUACGGUGGCUUCGUGAAGCCCGCCGCCGUCAAAGCAGGUGAUUUUCCAGAGGAGAAUUACGAUCUCGACGAGGAGUUAUAAAUCCCACGAAAUGUAUUCCCAAAUUGUAACACUUUCAUUUUUUAUAUCGAAUUGUACUACGAACAACUGUUCAUAAAUAAUA
This is a messenger RNA of Diachasma alloeum, 959 nucleotides long. RefSeq names its product tubulin-folding cofactor B (gene TBCB). The coding region runs from base 143 to 877 and encodes 244 amino acids. Gene Ontology annotation, molecular function: microtubule plus-end binding; alpha-tubulin binding. NCBI's taxonomy places the organism in Eukaryota, Metazoa, Arthropoda, Insecta, Hymenoptera, Braconidae. The record is from RefSeq and is a predicted model, not a curated record. The transcript has 6 exons. Gene Ontology annotation, biological process: post-chaperonin tubulin folding pathway; tubulin complex assembly; cytoplasmic microtubule organization. Gene Ontology annotation, cellular component: cytoplasm; nucleus; microtubule plus-end.